UUGGCUCGCUGUUGUCACAAGUUUAAAAUGCUUUCGAUUACUGCAUGCCGAAAGUGACUAACGGUCACCGUUCAUUGUCGCCGCGACGGCAGGCGGAACGUUCUUCGCCCUAUAAAAUGUCGUCGCCAUUCUGUCAUAGAGUAUCUUUCGUUGUUUUCAACAAAGUACUUCUCGAAGUUUUGACUAUUCUGUGCAUCGCCGCCAGUCAGGCCAAAAAUGAUAAGAUUUCAGAGUACCCUUCGCUGUUUCACACAACUGGCAGAAUUACCUCGGUAAAUAUGCGCACCUUUAUCGUUUUUGUUAUCCUGUGCAUCGCCGCCAGUCAGGCCAAAAAUGAUAAGACUUCAGUUCUGAAAGGAUAAAAUCCACCGAAUCGAACGCUGUGUGCUAUUGCCAGGCUCUGAGGAGCCUUAUCGGAAUAACCGGUACGCAGAUUCAACAACUGUAGGCCACAGCCCACGGCCACACCGAAAAUAUCCUCGAUGUUGUAGGAUACGUCGAACAGGACUUCAAGAAUCUUCUCACGACCACGGACGAGACCAUUCAAAAGGCUAUGGACUGCUUUUUUUCUAAAAAUUAACAACAUGUAAUAUUUUACAAUGAGACGAUUAACUUUUUGCCCAUCGUAAUGUAUAUAUCAUGCUUUCACAAUA
Varroa destructor (honeybee mite) is the source of this 653-nucleotide messenger RNA. RefSeq lists its product as uncharacterized. Lineage: Eukaryota; Metazoa; Arthropoda; Arachnida; Mesostigmata; Varroidae. The record is from RefSeq and is a predicted model, not a curated record.